Anopheles arabiensis is the source of this 5110-nucleotide messenger RNA. Its product is annotated as chromatin modification-related protein eaf-1-like. Bases 737 to 4645 code for a protein of 1302 amino acids. Gene Ontology annotation, biological process: microtubule anchoring at centrosome. Gene Ontology annotation, cellular component: centrosome. The record is from RefSeq and is a predicted model, not a curated record. NCBI's taxonomy places the organism in Eukaryota, Metazoa, Arthropoda, Insecta, Diptera, Culicidae. The transcript has 5 exons.
CAUUCGUUCUCGAUUAUCCGUGCUGAAUAGUUUUUCGUUCAACAAGCGCAGCGAAACCUUUGGCGUAAGCUUCGUGCAAACAAGUUUUAUGCCUUCGGAAAAUCAAUUACCAAAUCUUUUCGGCGCUUGCAUUUUGCUUUCCAGAAGUGUGUGUGUUUUGGCCGUACCGUGUUAAGAACACUGCAGUUUGAUGAAGUAAGCGGAAGAAUUCUCUCAUGUAGCUGGGUGGCGUGUGUUGUGCGUGUGCAUAUGUGCACACGGAUGCGUUCGCCUGACGUUUGGUUGUCCGCAAGUUGCUAACAAAAAGUCUAUCAAUUUGUGUUGUUUUCGUGCAAACUAGCUGGUAGCGAGAGCGGAGGAGUUUAAGGAAAUACUGAAUCAAAACAUUAUUCGUCCGGUGGUGCUAGCGUUCCACGCGUUAAGAUGCGACAGUGGUCGAGAGGUUAAUGCAGUGCGUGCACACGAUGCACACGGCCGCAAAGAAGCAGCGUAAACAAAUACGCAAUAGGAGCACUAUUCUGCGCGAGCGGGCUCACCCGGUGCAAGGUGAUUGGUGAAGAGGGCCCGAAGCUUUACCGACGCGACGCUACGGUGUGCCGCCGUACGUAAUGGUACAUGCCUGACGGAGGAAGGGGGUUCACAGCACCACCAGCAGAUUCGCGCGUGACCCGCAGCAACCUGUCCCGGUCGGAAAGGUGACAGACGACGCACUUACGACUGCUACGAUUUCUAAACAAUGAACGCGCCAUAUCCGACACCGAACGCAUGCUACACGGACAUCAAGCAGGGCAUCCUUUCCUACACGCUACCCCUGCGCACCGAUCUGAGCGAUAUUCCGGGACCGCCCAUUAGCUUGCUGCCAACCCCGCCCCACAGCCUGCUACCAAACGUCGCGCAGGACAAAUCAUCGUCCUCCUCCGGGCAGAAGAAGAAGCGCCGCGCGUACGUGAACGAAAGCGAGGAGGCCCGGGCACGCCGACUAGCGCGCAACGCAGAAAGGAUGCGGCAGAAGCGCGCCAACGAGACGGAGGAAGAGUACCGGCUGCGGCUGGCCAAGAAUGCGGAAAGCAAUCGACGGAAGCGACAAAACGAGACUGAUCUAGAGCGCACCAUCCGCCAUGCCCGCAGUGCGGCACGCGAACGCUUACGGCGCGCGAUGGAAACGCCCGAGCAGCGGGCGGUACGGUUGGCCAAGCUGGCCGAACGGAUGCGUAUCGCCCGUGCCAACGAAACGCCCGACCAGCGGGCCAUGCGGCUGGCCAAGAACGCGGCCAAAGCGAAGGAGCGCCUGAUGAAGGAGUCGCCCGAGCAGUGGAUCGAGCGGAAGCGAAAGAAAGCGGAAUACGCCCGGCGCAAACGGAGCGGCAACCCGAACAGCUCUGCCGGCAGCAGCAGCAGCAACGAUGCGGCCAUACACAGUACGCUCGCUUCGCCCGAGCUUUCCUACGGCCAUAGCUACGUCCCCGACCUUGGCCACGGGGUGCCACCGGACGUGAAGGACAUCAAGCUGAUAGCCUCGCCGAAGCAGCACGGCGGCAGCGGCGCACAGCAACCGGAACAGAUCUACAGCACACCGCACCUGCCCUUCAUGGGGCACGAGGUGAAGGCGGCCGAUUUUCUCCCGGGUGCGGUAGUGCAACACCCGGGCGCGACCGCCCUACACCACCACGACCUGUCCAACCCGAACAACGUGCUAAAGUUUCACGUGCUACCCUACUCGCUGCCGCCUGGUGCAGCGCCACCGGCGGUACCGGCUGGCCCCGGUAUGCCGCCCCAUCCCGGACAUACGGUGUACAAACACAGCAAAGGACAAUUGGCACGAAAUAUGAAUGGAUUUUUCCAAAUCAACACAUAUUACAAUGAGUUUAAGCAAGAGGUUGACGCUGCUUACGCCGCUGCACCGAUUCCUCCGCAAGCAGUCCAGCAGCAUCACCAGCAGCCGCAGCCACAACGGCAGCAACAACAACAACGGCAGCAGCAACAACAACAACGGCAACAGCAGCAGCAACAACGCCAGCAGCAGCAACAACAACGCCAGCAGCAGCAACAACCACAACAACGGCCGCAAGUAGCUGUAAGCGAGAGCAGUGUCACGUCCACCCAGCACACGCUGACCCUGGGCAGUAGCAGCAAGCAGCAGCCGGAUCUGAGCAAAAACCAGCGCCGUUUUGUGCACGAAACCGAGGAAGCGCGGGAGAAGCGGCUGUCGCGGAACGCGGAGCGUAUGCGCCAGAAGCGGGCGAUGGAAACGGAGGAACAGAGCCGGAAGCGUAUGGCCGAAAACGCGGAGCGCAUGCGACGGAAACGGGCGGCCGAGACGGAGGAAGCAUACCGUAUGCGAAUGGAACGCAACGCCGCCUUCAAGAUGACGGACGAGUAUCGGCGCCGGCUGAACGAAAAUGCCGAGCGCAAUCGGCGAAGGCGUCAGAACGAAACCGAACUGGAGCGCAGCAUCCGGCGGGCACGGAGCGCCGCCCGGGAACGGUUGCGCCGGGCGAUGGAGUCGCCCGAGCAGCGGGCCGUCCGAUUGGCAAAGCUAGCCGAACGGAUGCGCAUGACGCGGGAACGGCUGUGGACGACCAUGGAGACACCGGAGCAGCGGGCAGAACGGUUGGCGCGACUGGCCGAGCGGAUGCGCAUUGCUCGGGCGAACGAAACGCCCGAACAGCGUGCCCUUCGGCUGGCCAAGAAUGCUGCUCGGGCGCGGCAACGCUUCCUGAACGAGUCGCCCGAACAGUGGAUCGAUCGGAAGCGGAAAAAGGCGGAGUACGCCCGGCAGAAGCGGGCGGCCGCAGCCCUCGGUAUUGAGGGCGCCAUCAUCACGUCAACCAGCAGCGCGAGCGCACCCCCCGGUCCCAGUCAUGCAAGCCAUGGCUUACAGCACGCUUCCGGGCCCUCGGUUGGCUUUCCGGGCCAUGCCCCAUCCACCCUGCCCGAAACGAUACUGCAUGCAACCGGCGGGGCACAACAGCCGACGGGUAGUAGUAGCAGUGGCAGCAGCAGUACCGGCGGGGGCUCAUCCAGCAGCAAACAGAAGCAUUCUUCCGCGGCGGGGCAACUACACUCGGAGCACAUUUACGCCACGCCACAAGUCAUAUUCAGCGGUGGCGACUUCAAACCGCACGAGCUGCUGAACGUAAACGGGCAACACUUGGUCAUGCAGGCGGACCCGAACUGUCCCAACAAUCUUUACAAGCUGCACAUUCUACCGUACCCCUUCCCGUCUGCGGCGGCAUCAGGCAGUGGCUCCGCUCCGCACGCCGACCAGCCGAGUGCGUACAAAACCAAGUGUAAACGUGGCCCGCAGGCCAAACCACCGAUUUUCGUGAGCUCGCCAACACUCCAAAUCGGUGCGAUAUUCCCUCGCUGGCGAUGCUUUUUGCAAGCAUGUAAACACACCAACCAGCAACUAAAUAUGAAUGGAUUCUUUCAGCUCAAUCCAUACUAUAAUGACAUUAAGCAAGAGAUCGUGGUCCCAUACGCAGCAGCACCUGUCGUGGCGACCACCUUGCCGCAAACAAUACAGAGCAGCGUCCCGCAACAACUACAGCAGCAGCAGCAGCAGCAGCCAGGAACCAUUAGUGCCGGUGACGAUCGUUCCGUAAGCGUACCGCACCACCUGUCGCCCCUGUCGAAAAGCCAGCGACGGUUUCUGCACGAAAGCCCCGAAGCCCGGGCGAAGCGGUUGGCGCGGAACGCGGAGCGUAUGCGCCAGAAGCGGGCCGCCGAAUCGGAGGACGAGUACCGCAAGCGGAUGGCCCAGAACGCGGAAAGGAUGCGGAAGCGGCGGGCGGCCGAAUCGGAGGAGGAGUACCGGAAUCGGAUGCACCGCAACGCGGAAAACAAGUACAGCGAGGAGUACCAGAUACGGCUGGCGAAAAACGCCGAGCGGAACCGUCUGCGGCGGCAAAAUGAGACUGACCUCGAGCGCAGCAUACGGCGGGCCCGUAGUGCGGCACGCGAACGCUUACGGCGCGCGAUGGAAACGCCCGAGCAGCGGGCGGUACGGUUGGCCAAGCUGGCCGAACGGAUGCGUAUCGCCCGUGCCAACGAAACGCCCGAACAGCGGGCGUUGCGGCUGGCCAAGAACGCAGCCAAAGCGAAGGAGCGGCUGCUAAACGAAACGCCCGAACAGUGGAUCGAGCGGAAGCGAAAAAAGGCCGAGUAUGCGCGGCAAAAGCGCAGUGCGGCAGCCACCGCCGGCAAACUGGGCCUCUCGACCACCUGCAACUCCUCCAGCAGCAAUGCCAGCGCACCGUCCGCGGCGGGCGGCAGCGAAACGGCGGGCUUUAGCCAUGCGCCGACCGCAACCAGCAGCACGUACAAUCUCGAACCCACUCACUCCCUCGUGUCGCUGUCGACGACGGACCUGAAGGACAUCAAGCUAAUAUCAGCACAAAAGCCCGGCCAAAUGUUGCAGCUGCCGGAGCAACUGUACGCUACGCCCCACAUCCCGUUCAACGGGACCGACCUGAAGCCGCCGGAGUUUUUAACCAGCAGCGGGCAAGCGGCGACGAGCGGCCAGGGCGGCCCACCCCACCACAUCAUGCAGCCCGAGCUGUACAAGUUCCACAUACUGCCCUACACCUUCUCCCCCACGGCCGGUGCAGUGCAUCCGACGCAGGCGGACUACAAGGGCAAAUAGGAAGCGUGCACCUCCAUAGCUAUAAGCUAUAUUGGAUCGUUUUGUCAUUUAAAGCUUAUUUGCGCUUAAAGUAAGGAAAGAGCCUGUGCUAAGCUCGCACGGUGGCCUUUCUGUUCUUCUUCUUCUCAGCAACAGCCCUUUGUGUUGAAGGAAGCGAAUGCCAGGAUAGAGUUAGGUUCCCCCCUCGUUCAUCGCAACAAUCGCUAGAACACGUGGAGCACACGUGCGUGGGUCAGAUUAGCAUCAUACAAUGUAGCGAUCCCCUUUUAUGGAGUGAAUUAGCAUAAGUUAGCCAGUCUGUCGAUGAACAAAUAGUGGUACUUGUAACAAGUUUAGUUCGAAUGGUGUAGAGAGGUUCAUUAUCACAAGCGAACAAGGGUGUAAAACGUUGUGUUUGAGGUAAACCUAAUUAUCCUAGUCACUUUCGUCAUAAGAAAAAGGUUGAAUAAAAUGGUACUAGCAUUA